UUUUAACUGUAACAAAACACCCAAACAUUGCCUUUUGCUUGCUGGUUGUUUGAAUCCAAGCCAACUUCUAAUUAUACAUGAAAAUAUUAAAUAUUGAUUAUGUUUCAUGAACUAUAACUGCUAGUGAUGAUUUUUCUCAGCCUCUGGUUUCUGAGACAGAAACCAGAAACAUUGAGUAAAAACAGAAGAGCUGAAGCCAAAGUUAAGAAACAAAAUGUUGCUUUGAUUCUGAAAGUUUUUGUCAUCUUCCCAUUAACUGGGGAAACAUUAGCUUCCCCAGCUAAUGUUUAAUGUUGCCGGUAAAUGAGCAUCUAGGCUGAAACUUCCAUGAGUUCCACCAGUUUUUAAGGAUUUUACUAAGCAACCCAACAUAUUACUGCUGAGUAAAACUGUAAAGUCACACUGUCUAAAAUUACCAGCAAUAAUUUAGGUUAUUUAGUCUGUCAUAACUGUAAAACAAUUGCUCAUUUUUCAAGGUCCUGUUUUCCUUAUGUUUUUUAUUUACAAAUGCCACAGAUUCACACUAAAUCCUUAGUUAGUAAGAUAAUUAUUUAGCAUGGAGCUAGAUAGUUAAAUGCUUGAAUUAAUUUAAUAGGCAGUUAUAAGCAUUUUUACAGAGAAACCAAAAACAACUCUGUCUCAACUGUUUGAUGAAAGAACAUGGAAGAUGGCAAGGAAUAUUUUAGCAGAGAGCAUCCAUCCUCUUUUUUUGUCAGUUUGAACCUGUGAGCUCAUGGAGGCAUUAUUGUGUCAUUGUGUCUGGCACCUAGGAACAUCGAUUAGAAGUCAUUUAUUAACAGUACAAAAAUUAUUCUUAACCAAACUAAAUGAUAACAUUUAGCUAAAGCAUGCUAUCUGUUUUAAUCUAUGCACAAAUUAUUGAUAUUGUGAUUCUAUGAAUGUUUUAUUUUGGAGUCAAAGGAAAAUUUACACCUUGAUAGACUAAAUAGUGCCAUCUUAUUUUUUCAUAUAUAUGAGUCUGCCAACAAAAAGUCUCACAGAAUAAUAUAUAUGGCACCGUAAAAGCAAAAAUGGGAAUUUUUGCUUGUAUCUCUUUAGCAACCCUGGUUUAACCAACCAGAUUUGUUAUUUUGAGCCGCGGAUAAUAUAGGAAAUAGCGCCCCCUUCACUUCCGGAGUGCAAUGGUCCCAUUUCCAAAUAAGGUAUGAGACUGCCAUGCGGUCCGUCCCCGCCCUUUUCUGUUUGCUGCAGCGAGGAGAGAGAGAGGAGACGCCACGGUUUCGGUAUUGCAAGUUCAUGCGCAAAACUGCCGGUGAUCCUGCGCCGGGUUACAUAAACGUAUUUUUUCAUGUUGCAUAAAUGUUUUCUCUCCCUUUUUUUUAUUUUUUAUUAAAAAAAAUAAACAUUUUCAAAAACAGCCUCAGCCAGAGAUUCACCUCCGAUAGAUGUCUUUUGGUUAAAUUUGAUAUUAUACAAAACUGAUUUAUGUAGGUUCAGACAAAGUAUUUAUAUUAUUUAAUUGACAUCCAUCCAUCUUCUUCCGCUUAUCCGGGGUCGGGUCGCGGGGGUAGCAUUUAACUGACAUUAUUAAAUUAUUUCAUAAAGUUCUUUCGUAUUUCCAAAUGUCUCGACUAUUUUUAAUCACUUUUCCUGGUCACGCUUGACCAAAUAUGCAAGUUAUGCGUUGACGUCAGUCAUCGAAUUUUAGAAUAGCCAAUAGCCACUUUGCUUGCUGACCGGUUGGCAAUGGCAACAGUGGCGGCGGCGUUCCUCACAGUUUGCUUGCCGGGGCAUUUGCUGGUUAAGUGGAUGUAGUUAGAAAACAUGAACAGAGCGCGAGAAAGCGGACAACCAACCGCUGUUCAAUGUUGGACGAAUACACCGCCUACUAAAAUGAGGAAAAGUCAAAUUCAGCAAGCAUCGAUUCUAAACAGGAACGUGUUCAGAGACGGAAAGACUCGAAUUGAUUUUGUCCUGGUGUGGGAGGAGCUUCGGGGUGUUAAUGACAAUGGCACAGGUAAUGGCGCCACCCAGAGGAAGUGGAGGGAACAGUUUCUGAGCAAACUGAAAGAAGUAGGCCUGCUGCAGGAGCAGAGGGAGGUCCGCAAGGCGAAGAAGAGGAUCCACUUCAUCCUCCUCAGCGCCCCCUGGAGUGUCCUCUGUUACUACGCCGAGGAGAUCAAUCUCAAAGUCCCGCUGGAGGUGGUCACCGUUCCAAUCACUAACUGGUCCGAAAGCUUCCUGUCCAAGCUGUCCCUCCCUAACCCUCUGUCCCAGAACGUCCCCAACCCACCCCUGGAAUACUACACCUGUCAGUUCAGGACCAACAAGCUGGAGAGGUUCCUGGGAAGCAGUGACAAGGAGACGUUCUUUAAAACCACCCAGAGACACCAAGUGCUGUAUGAGAUCCUGGCCAGAACUCCGUACGGUUGUGUGAACCGGGGCGAGGUGGGCAUCGACCGGCUGAUCAGUGAGGAAGUCUUCACAGCAGCGUACCCACUGCAUGAGGGGAACUACAAGAUGCCGGACAACCCAGUGUCCCUCCAGUCUUUAGGACUGAGGCAGAUCCUGCAUGGGUACUGGUCCAAGUGGUCCUGCUGGAGACGCUACCAACCUUUGGGCCACAUAAGGGCAUACUUUGGGGAGAAGAUAGCUCUCUACUUUGCAUGGAUUGGUUUCUACACUGCCUGGCUGCUGCCUGCAUCUCUGGUUGGGACUCUGAUCUUCCUGUUGGGUUUUGCAGAUUUGUUCUCUGACGUCCCAGCGAAGGAGGUGUGUGAGAGCAAAGACACUUUCAUCAUGUGUCCUCUCUGCAACAUCUGCUCCACCUGGAACUAUUCCAGCAUCUGCAUCACCUAUAAGGCGGGUCUCCUGUUUGAUAACUGGGGGACAGUGUUUCUCAGCCUCUUCAUGUCUUUGUGGGCCGUCACCUUCCUGGAGUACUGGAGGCGAACUUCUUCAACUCUUACCCACCGCUGGGGCUGCUCUGAGUUCGAGGACAUUGAGGAGCGUCCGCGUCCAGAGUUCUCGGCCAUGGCGCCGAUGACCAUGAGGAACACAAUCACUGGGGCUGAGGAACCUUACUUUCCUGAGAAUAAACGCUUGAACAGAACUGCCGCUGGAUGCAUGAUCAUCGUCAUCAUGAUUUGUGUGGUCCCGAUGUUCCUCAUUGCCAUUAUUUUGUACCGUACCAUCCUCAGAGUCGUCCUCUACAAGUCAACUACUACUGACAGCGCCUCUGCUGGGACGAUAGCCAGCAUUUCAGCAUCAGUGCUGAACCUGAUCAUUAUCCUUACUUUGUCCAGAAUUUACACCUCUCUGGCCGGCAUCCUCACACGCUGGGAAAUGCAUCGCACUCAAACCAAAUAUGAAGACAUGUUCAUCCUCAAAGUCUUCAUAUUCCAGUUUGUGAACUUCUACUCAACUCCAGUCUACAUCGCCUUCUUCAAAGGCAGGUUCGUCGGUUACCCGGGAAUGUACAACACUCUGUUUGGCCUUCGCAAUGAAGAAUGUGGAGCCGGCGGGUGUCUUAUUGACCUGGCUCAGGAGCUGCUGGUCAUCAUGGUGGGAAAACAGAUGAUCAACAACGUCCAUGAAUUCAUCUCUCCGAAGGUUCAAGCGUGGUGGCAGAGAAACAAAAUGCGAACUCCACAGAUGGCAGGGACUCAGACGAUGAUGGACGUUUCUCCCUGGGAGGCAGAUUACGAGCUGCUGGUCUGUGAGGGACUCUUCGGUGAAUAUCUGGAGAUGGUGCUUCAGUUUGGUUUCAUCACCAUCUUUGUGGCAGCGUGUCCUCUCGCUCCUCUCUUCGCUCUCAUGAACAACUGGGUGGAAAUCCGUUUGGACGCUCAGAAGUACGUGAAGGAAUUUCGCCGCCCAGUGGUGGAGCGAGCUCAGGACAUCGGCAUCUGGUUUCACAUCCUGCAGUUCAUCUCACACAUGGCCGUCAUCAGCAACGCUUUUCUCAUUGCCUUCACCUCGUCCUUUGUGCCUCGGCUGUACUACCGUUACACCAGGGAUAGCACCCUGCGCGGCUUCGUUAACUUCACCCUGGCAACAGCCCCGCUCAGCCACAACUCCACCUGCAAGUAUAGAGGUUUCAGGGAUGAUAACGGUGAUUAUCUGCCGGAGUACUUUCACCUCAUUGCUAUACGACUCAGCUUCGUCGUCGUCUUUGAGCAUGUGGUCUUCUUCAUCGGCCGACUGAUUGACCUGACGGUUUCUGACAUCCCAGAGGAGGUGGAGAUUAAGAUAAAGAGGGAGUACUACAUGGCUAAACAGGCGCUGGCUGAGAAUAAGGCUUUGGGGAAAGCCAUGAUGCCGAAUGAUAAGGAUGUUGAGUCAGGUCAUCGUGGAUCCAAAGGCCUACUAUAAUGCGAUCACUGCGUUGCAUUACCAACAAUCUGAACACGACCCCAGAGAAAACGGUUCCAGCUGACCUGAAGCCUGGCUGCAUCAGAACUGACCGGUUCAUGUGGAGGUUUUACAACCUGCAGAGCUGGGCUCCUUCUGGAUGUUUACUGGACUAAUAUAAAAUAAUUUAGCUUUCCAACUUGUCACAGAACAGUGUGCCGGUGAAGUGUCUUCCUACCUUUACCUUCUGAAACCAGAAUCAAAGACCUGUGAGAUUUCUGAGUAACUCUCCUCAGAACCUUGACCGACCCAGAGCUGAAAGCUUCUCAGGAACUUCCUCAAACAGAGGCUUGAAGUAGAACCACUGAAAAUGAAAAUGUCUUUUCUUCUGCUGCUGGAGGAAGCUAAAGCUUAUUCCAAGCGGCUUAUGAUGUACAAUAAUAUUUAGAACAAGUUACAUCCAGCACAGGCAUUCUGGAUGUGGGAACUUAAAUUAGGCUUAGCUUGGGCUAUGAAUGUUUGUGUUUUGGUCACUUGCAGUGAUAUAAAUUAAUCUGCUUCUGGAGCAGUAGGUUAUUUCCAUUUCUUCCGGCUGCUCAACUGUUGGUCAAUUAAUGUAGAUUUUUUGAAGUAUUUUAAGUUUAGCUCAUUUCAAAGCAACACCAACUUGUCUUAGUGAG
Poecilia latipinna (sailfin molly) is the source of this 4994-nucleotide messenger RNA. Its product is annotated as anoctamin-7-like. The transcript is spliced from 24 exons. The record is from RefSeq and is a predicted model, not a curated record. Gene Ontology annotation, molecular function: chloride channel activity; protein dimerization activity. The coding region runs from base 1786 to 4335 and encodes 849 amino acids. Gene Ontology annotation, biological process: calcium activated phospholipid scrambling; chloride transmembrane transport. Gene Ontology annotation, cellular component: plasma membrane. Lineage: Eukaryota; Metazoa; Chordata; Actinopteri; Cyprinodontiformes; Poeciliidae.